AUUAAAAUUUUCAUUCAAUUUAGUGUUUUUCAAUUGUCUUGAUUUUGCUUUCAACAUGGAUCCCUACAAGAACGUACCAUCAAGCGCUCAUGAUUCCCAAUUCUGGACUACAAAUUCUGGUGCUCCUGUAUGGAACAACAACUCAUCCAUGACUGUUGGAGCCAGAGGUCCAAUCCUUCUUGAAGACUAUCAUUUAAUCGAGAAACUUGCGAAUUUCGAUAGAGAGCGGAUUCCAGAGCGUGUUGUCCAUGCUAGGGGUGCUAGUGCAAAGGGUUUCUUCGAAGUCACCCAUGAUAUCUCCAACUUUACAUGUGCUGAUUUCCUUCGAGCCCCCGAUGUUCAGACCCCUAUCAUUGUCCGUUUUUCUACUGUUGUUCAUGAGCGUGGCAGCCCCGAAACCAUAAGGGACCCCCGAGGUUUUGCUGUAAAGUUCUACACUAGAGAGGGUAAUUUUGAUCUUGUGGGAAACAAUUUACCUGUUUUCUUCAUUCGGGAUGGGAUGAAGUUUCCAGAUUUAGUACAUGCUUUUAAGCCCAAUCCUAAGUCUCAUAUUCAGGAAACCUGGAGGAUCUUUGACUUUUUGUCCCACAUUCCUGAAAGCUUGCACAUGCUCACCUUCCUGUUCGAUGAUUUGGGUAUUCCACAAGAUUACAGGCAUAUGGACGGCUUCGGUGUUAACACAUAUACCCUGAUCAACAAGGCCGGAAAAGUACACUAUGUAAAGUUUCAUUGGAAGCCUACUUGUGGUGUGAAGUGCCUGAUGGACGAAGAGGCAGUUAUGGUUGGAGGAGCCAAUCAUAGCCAUGCCACUAAGGAUUUAUAUGACUCGAUUGCGGCUGGCAACUUCCCAGAGUGGAAACUAUUCAUGCAAACAAUUGAUCCUGCUGAUGAGGAUAAAUUUGACUUUGAUCCGCUUGAUGUGACCAAGAUCUGGCCUGAAGAUAUGUUUCCCCUGCAGCCUGUCGGUCGCAUGGUCUUAAAUAAGAACAUUGAUAAUUUCUUUGCUGAAAAUGAGCAGGUUGCCUUCUGCCCUGCUAUAGUAGUCCCCGGUGUUUCCUAUUCAGAGGAUAAGUUACUCCAGACUAGGAUCUUUUCUUAUCCUGAUACUCAGAGACAUCGUCUGGGACCAAACUAUCUACAGCUCCCGGUUAACGCUCCAAGAUGUGCUCAUCACAACAAUCACCAUGAUGGUGCCAUGAAUUUCAUGCAUAGAGAUGAAGAGGUCAAUUAUUUUCCAUCCAAAUUUGACUCGGUUCGCCAUGCUGAGCCUUACCCUAUUGUUUCUGCCAUGUACAAUGGAAAGCGUGAGAAGUGUGUCAUUGAGAAGGAGAACAAUUUCAAACAACCCGGAGAGAAUUAUCGAUCUUGGACACCGGAAAGGCAAGAGCGAUUCCUCAAUCGGAUAGUUGAUGGCUUAUCGGAUCCCCGCAUUACCCAUGAGCUUCAUACUAUUUGGAUCUCCUACUGGAGUGAGUGUGACAAGUCCCUAGGUCAGAAGAUAGCAACUCGUCUCAACGUGAAACCAAGUAUCUAAAGAUGAUCCAUCACAUGGAAGAGAUUGUGCUCGUUCCAAAGCAAAAGAUUCUAAUAUAAUCUCUUAUUGUUCUUUUUUUGUUGUGUUAUUAAGCAAAUGUUUUGAAAAUAUUUUUGGUAGUAGUUAUCAUAUACUAAUAAAUCAUUAUAGCUGUUAUUAUAUGCUUGUUAUGUACUACGGGACAUGUUGUCCUGCAUAUGUAUUUACUAAUUUGGUGGUUCGAUUGUAUUUCUAUACUAUAUAAAUAUCAAAUAUAGUUUUAAUGUAA
Mercurialis annua (annual mercury) is the source of this 1802-nucleotide messenger RNA. RefSeq names its product catalase isozyme 1-like. The transcript is spliced from 8 exons. The coding region runs from base 56 to 1534 and encodes 492 amino acids. Gene Ontology annotation, biological process: hydrogen peroxide catabolic process; response to hydrogen peroxide. Gene Ontology annotation, cellular component: plasma membrane; peroxisome; cytoplasm. Lineage: Eukaryota; Viridiplantae; Streptophyta; Magnoliopsida; Malpighiales; Euphorbiaceae. Gene Ontology annotation, molecular function: heme binding; catalase activity. The record is from RefSeq and is a predicted model, not a curated record.